Molecule: messenger RNA, 744 nt
Organism: Aspergillus niger
Lineage: Eukaryota; Fungi; Ascomycota; Eurotiomycetes; Eurotiales; Aspergillaceae
Exons: 1
Coding region: 1-744 (247 amino acids)
Source: RefSeq, a predicted model, not a curated record
AUGGCUGCUGCGGUUUCAUCAUUAUUCCGCUACUCCACUGGGGCCGUUGCGACAUCCGAGACCGCUAAGGCAUUCUCAUGGGAGGCCCCGGUGCCUGUCAAUACAUUCUGGGAUAGCUUUGAAUACUCCGUCGCUCGUAACUUUCUGGCCAAUUUCUCCGAUGCCGAGCUUACACAGCUGCCCAUUGACGAGGCAAGUUCCGAUGACCACCGAAUCAAGCUGCAGCUCCUCCUACGGCUGCUCCAAGAGAAACUAGAGCAGGAGGAGGCAGCUACGUCGCCUCCGCAGUCUCUCUACACAACCGAUUACCUGCGCUGGUACCAGUUGUGGCAGGGGAUCUAUUGUCUUCAAGAUAAAUUGGACCUUCCCGAGGCCGAACAGACCGUUCGGAUGCUGGUGGAAAAGAGGCCCGACGAAUCAAAUGUGGUGCCACCGCACAUGCUCGCGGACCACCUGGUGAAGAUUGGGAAGUACCAGGAGGCAGAGGAAACUGAAAGGCCGGUUUGCGCAUGGAUGGAUUCACGGCCGCACUUGGGACCAUCUUCUCCACAAGCCAUCAACGCUCGCCGGAUCAUCGCCCAAGCCUUGUGGGGGCAGGGACUAUCAAGGCGCUCGGAAGCCGAAGCCCUGGUGGCCGAAAUCCAUCGGCUCGUGGACACGAUGGAUGGAGGGAAGUUUGGUGUUUAUCAGGCUGAAGAGAAAAAGCUCAACGAGGAGCUUGUGGCCAAGCUCCACAUCUCCUGA